AUGGCGAUUCAAACUCACUUCACUCUCAACACAGGUGCCAAAAUCCCCGCCGUGGGUUUCGGUACAUGGCAAGCGAAGCCUCUCGAGGUUGAAAACGCUGUUGAAGUUGCCUUGAAGGAAGGAUACCGCCACAUUGACUGCGCUGCUAUCUACCGCAACGAGACAGAGGUUGGCGCAGGCAUCAAGAAGUCCGGCAUUCCCCGCAAGGAAAUCUUCAUCACGGGCAAGCUCUGGAACACCAAGCAUGCUGCUAAGGAUGUCGAGUCAGCGCUUGACAAGACAUUGAAGGACCUUGGUGUCGACUACGUUGACCUGUACCUCAUGCAUUGGCCCGUUGCUUUCAAGGGAGGUGACAAGUGGUUUCCCUUGAACGAGGACGGCGUGUUUGAGCUGGAAGUCAACGACUAUGUUGCUACCUACAAGGCAAUGGAAAAGCUUUUGGCGACUGGGAAGGUCAAGGCCAUUGGUGUCUCCAACUUUAACAUCCGCCGACUGGAGGAACUGCUCGGCCAAGUGUCGGUUGUUCCUGCAGCCAACCAAAUCGAAGCACACCCAUACCUCCAGCAGGCCGAUUUGUUAAAGUUCUGCCAAAACAAGGGAAUUCUCGUGGAGGCUUACUCUCCUCUCGGAAACAACCAAACUGGUGAGCCUCGAACUGUCGACGAUCCUCUCGUCGCAGAGGUCGCCAAGGAGACCUCCAUGGACCCCGGUCCUUUGCUCGCCAGUUGGGGUGUCCAGCGUGGAACUAUUGUCCUCUCCAAGAGUGUGACACCUUCUCGCAUUGCAGCCAAUCUUCAAGUCCGCACUUUGUCUGAUAAUGCGUAUGGCAAGCUGAAUGGCCUUGAGCGCCACAAGCGGUUUAACUUCCCAGCCAUCUGGGGUGUUGAUAUCUUUGAGGAGGCUGGUGAAGAGGCAGUUCGCAAGAUUGCGGUGGCGGCUGGUCCUGCCAACAAAGAGAAAUUUACUGUGUAA
Molecule: messenger RNA, 972 nt
Organism: Penicillium waksmanii
Lineage: Eukaryota; Fungi; Ascomycota; Eurotiomycetes; Eurotiales; Aspergillaceae
Product: NADP-dependent oxidoreductase domain-containing protein
Exons: 2
Coding region: 1-972 (323 amino acids)
Cellular component (GO): cytosol
Molecular function (GO): aldose reductase (NADPH) activity
Source: RefSeq, a predicted model, not a curated record